Molecule: messenger RNA, 1296 nt
Organism: Iphiclides podalirius (scarce swallowtail)
Lineage: Eukaryota; Metazoa; Arthropoda; Insecta; Lepidoptera; Papilionidae
Source: the annotation of a GenBank genome assembly
AUGGCGGCGCGGGCGUCCGUUAUCGGCUGUUAUCAGGCAGAUACGGGCGGGCGAUACGGCAGUCGAGACUUCAACGCGGGCCCGUGUGCACGCAGCGCGAUGGACACCGAUAAGAAGUUCAUUGUCAAAAGGACCAACGUUCUGAGGAAGCUGAACGCGGAGAGUCUUCAGCUGAUAGAGAGAGGCCUGCUAGGCGAUCUGCCUGACAAGCUGAAACCGCCCCCUCUAGUGCCGGUGCGUGGGCAUUCCACAGAUGUGGUGGUCGCGAAACCCGCGGGCCUCCUCUCCGCUUGCUUACCGGUUGUGCCCGACUCCCCCAAGUCCGAGCUGCCCACCUCCUCAGAGGACGAGGCCGCGUCGCCGCUGAAGAAGACCUUCAGCUUCCGCGACAAGUUCUCCCGCAUCAACAUCUUCGCGAAGGAUAGGGACAGGCACAAAUGGGGGGGCAUCGAGGAAGAGGAACCGCCGGCGGCGAACCAAUCGCCCAAAGCGAAGGAGCACGAGUACAAAUCGAGCAAGCGUUUCUGGUUCUUCAGGAACAAAGAGCUGUUAGAGAAGAGAAGCAAACAGCACAGGCCGGUUUACAAGAGGAGCAAGAGCUUCGAGUUUCUACCGCGGGCGAUAGAAGAGAGGGCGGAGGAAGGAAUGGAGAGGAACGCGCUGGUAAAGAAUCAGUCUUACGCCUUCGGCAGCAGCGAUACGAUGGCAGAUCCAUGGUCUUCCACCGAAAGCCUGGAGUACAUAUCGAAUGUAUAUUACGACAACGACAACACUGUGUUCCUAAAGAGCAUUAAAGAGUUCCCGUCCGAAUCUUCUAACAACAACUCCAGCAUAUCGAAUGCGACCUCAGCGUCCAGCGGCAUAGUGAUGAACAUCAUGAAAGGUAAGUCGAUGCAGGAUUUACUUGAGGAGUUCGAGAAGACAGUGGACAUGUUCAACGAGAACUAUUUGAGUGACUGCGAGCCAUACACGAAGACGAACAGCGAGUUGAGUGUCGAGGAGAAGAGGAAGAGUGCGUCAUGGAGCAAUCUCCCCUCCCCGAAGGUGGUGCAAGUGAACAAAGUGGAUAGGAUAAGUGAGGACUUUAAAGCCGAGCUAACGAAGCUGUUGAGUGUGAAACGCGAGUGCGGUGGGAGGUACGCCAGACGGGGCUCCGUCACCGACUGGUUCGUGCUGGAGGAUAAAGCAUCAGCGGUCGGCGAGGAGAACAAAUACAGGAGGGCGCACAAGAAACCAACGCAGAGAGUGCGCCGGAUCAGCUCGACGAAAUACGUGAGUCUUUUAUCAUACGUACGU